Molecule: messenger RNA, 1038 nt
Organism: Magnolia sinica
Lineage: Eukaryota; Viridiplantae; Streptophyta; Magnoliopsida; Magnoliales; Magnoliaceae
Product: E3 ubiquitin-protein ligase RMA3-like
Exons: 2
Coding region: 236-901 (221 amino acids)
Biological process (GO): ubiquitin-dependent protein catabolic process
Cellular component (GO): endoplasmic reticulum
Molecular function (GO): metal ion binding; ubiquitin protein ligase activity; ubiquitin-like protein conjugating enzyme binding
Source: RefSeq, a predicted model, not a curated record
CUUAUAAAUAACCGUCAGACCUCUUUCUACCCUCUCUCUACCCCUUCUCCCUCUCUGCCUCUCUGCGAUCGCUGCCGUGAGAAAAAGCUCCCAACAGACAGAACGGAUCUCCCUCUUUCCCAAGGAUCGAAUCGAGGCUGCCAAUAUAGCCCAUGGCCAGAAAUCAGUACACCGACGAAGCGGCCGGGCUCGAAUUGAUCCAGAGCCGUUGAAGAAGCUGGGCCCGGACAUAGCAAUGGCUGCCGAAGGUGGCUGCUUCGACUGCAACAUUUGCCUGGAUUUCGCUCAAGAUCCAGUGGUCACUCUAUGUGGCCACUUGUAUUGCUGGCCGUGCAUCUACAAGUGGCUUGAUCGCAAUCAACGGCUGUGCCCCGUCUGCAAGGCAGCCCUCUCUCAGACCAUGAUGGUCCCACUCUACGGUCGUGGCGAUGGCCCCACCCAGACCAAACUAGAUAAAAAAAGGCCCCACCCCAAUAUAAACAUCCCACACAGGCCAUCCCCAUUCAGUACGGCCCACUCCCUCCCCAACCAUGUAGCCAUGGAUGAAUCUACUUCGAUCGAUCACCAGCUGAAUUCCCAUCAACAUCGACGUAGGUGGGACCCAUACUACGACAAUUACACAUCAUCCUCACCGUUGAGUUUUGGGACUGCAACGACACGUGUCUUUCAUCCAUCUACUGCGUGGACCUUUGGUGGGACCGCCUUCCACAUCCUCCCUCGGGUGUUUGGGUAUUAUCCUGAGGGGCCAGGGCUGCACUACUCCAACCCAAAUUUCCUUGUGGGGUCCACUAACGGAGAUGAUCAUCAGCUGAGACGCAGAGAGGUGGUGGCCCAGCGGUCGCUCCGGCGAAUCUCAGCCUUUCUUUUCUGUUUUCUGAUCAUGUGCGUUCUUCUUUUUUGAAUCUUCGUUUCUCUCCUUAGCCUUGCCUUGGCUUGUUGUGCUUGUGUAAAUAGCCGAGGUUAUAAUUGUAAUUAGAAUCCAAAUGAAUGGUUUAUAAUUAUUGGAUCAUGACAUAAAUGGAUGGUUUGGAUUUCUUC